Messenger RNA from Zootermopsis nevadensis, 1947 nucleotides. RefSeq lists its product as uncharacterized. Gene Ontology annotation, cellular component: nucleus. Gene Ontology annotation, biological process: regulation of transcription by RNA polymerase II. Gene Ontology annotation, molecular function: RNA polymerase II cis-regulatory region sequence-specific DNA binding; DNA-binding transcription factor activity, RNA polymerase II-specific. NCBI's taxonomy places the organism in Eukaryota, Metazoa, Arthropoda, Insecta, Blattodea, Termopsidae. The record is from RefSeq and is a predicted model, not a curated record.
GCAGCUUGUGUUAUGGCCACCACAACGAGUCCUCCAGCCGUGGGAAGGAAGGUUUUCGACAACAAAGCUGCUGCUUUGAUCUAAUGACACCCGAGGAACAACGAAGGAUGGGCAGUACAUCGCGAUGAAGAAGCCUCCUCUUGCAUUCGGCAUUAAACCAUCUGACCUCGCUUCUGUAUCGGCCACGAAGAGUCAGCGGCGCUUUUGCACAAGGCGAGACUGACCGCGGACCACACACAGGUUCCACGGGUAGAGGACUCUGGUGCCCUUACCGUCUGCCGGAACAUAGCAACGCAAUGGGUGAGAUUGCUGAAGAGCUGAGAGCAGCUGUACAGAGCGACAGUGAGGGCAGCAAUUCGAGUCUGGACCUGGGCAAUGGUGUUGCCAGCAUGGCACUCACAACAGUCGAGGGAUCCCCCAACACAGGCGCUGUUGUCAAGUGCAGGUGGGUUGGCUGUGGACAUUGGUUUGGCCACUUGGAGCUACUGGCUUCACACGUGACCCGAGUUCAUGCUACAUCAGGACAAGGAGGCCUCUUCUAUUGCGGAUGGGAAGGCUGCAGUCGAGGAGACAGGGGUUUUAAUGCCAGGUAUAAGAUGCUGGUUCAUGUUAGGACACACACCAAUGAAAAGCCACACCACUGUUUCAAGUGCGACAAGAGCUUUAGUCGGGCUGAAAACCUAAAGAUACACGCACGCUCCCACACAGGUGAGAGGCCAUAUGUAUGUCCAGUUCCCGGCUGUGGAAAGGCGUAUUCCAACUCAAGUGAUCGUUUCAAGCACACUCGAACCCAUUCAGUCGACAAGCCUUAUGUCUGCAAGGUGCCAGGCUGUCCAAAACGGUAUACUGACCCAAGCUCACUACGCAAACAUGUCAAGACAUACCGUCACUUUCCACCAGGAGCAGUUCCUUCAGACAAUGAUGAAGUGAUCAACAGAUCUGAAAACAACCACAUUAAAUUGGGUUGUGAGGAUGAAAUUCUUCUUUGUAGUACCAAAAGAACAACAGCAUCUAAAGUUCCAAUUAACACUUCCAUAGCGGUUGUGCCAGAAGUUCUGAAGAGGGACUGUAGUGAUGCACUGAAGUUGGGAUGUGAAAAUCGGGAAGCCAAAGUGUGUGGAAAUGAAGAAUGCUGCUCUCCACCUCCCAAUGCAAGAUCGCCACUUCGAUGCUCAAAGUCAUGCUGUGUAGAAAGUGGAAGAGAGUCAGUGCCUCCACAUCCUGAGACAAAUCUUUUAUGGAAUGGACAUGGUGCCCAUUACGAUAUGUUUCGUUCUUGGAUCAAUGCUGACUUCACAGUACUAUCACAGUCAUUACCUUGGCCUUCUGGCCUAUCAUUAUGGAAUUAUCCAUUGCUGCAGCUGUCGACUUGUGGUCGGCAAAUGACAGAUGAAGUCAUAAACCGUUCUUCAAUAUCAAACUCUGGUUUGGGUAUGGCUGCUUCUAAGUAUAGCCAACUGGAACUUCCCAUGGAAGUUACUGACUCUCAGGAUACACCAUUAGAUCUCACCAUGCAUCAUGCUGGUACCAGGGUUUAGUUAAUGUCAUGUAAUCAUUCAUCAUCAUUUGUUAGAGUUGCCAGUUGUCUUGCACUUGCUUGGACAGUCCCAUACACAUGUCAUGUACCUAGUCUUCUAACUCAGUCAGAUAAACUUUACAUAUUUCUUGUCAUAAAUUGGCAGUUUCGUUUUCUAAAGAUAACAUAUUGGAACCUGUUCUGGAAGAAAAGUAAAGUUUAUUUUAUCACUUUUUGUGUGUCUGUGUUUGCACUCCCAAUAACAUUUUAAUGUCUGUGUUUAUCUCCUAAACCCUUUAAAACAAGUGGACCAAAAUUGUUGAUGUUUUUGUAAUUGAUAAAGGUGAAAGAUGAAGUUGCACCAUGCUGUGAAAACAUAUGGAGAAGUAGAUGUAAGGCUAAGUGCAUUAAAUGGUCAGCUUUUUGCUCAA